Messenger RNA from Colletotrichum acutatum, 1395 nucleotides. Its product is annotated as P-loop containing nucleoside triphosphate hydrolase protein. Lineage: Eukaryota; Fungi; Ascomycota; Sordariomycetes; Glomerellales; Glomerellaceae. The record is from RefSeq and is a predicted model, not a curated record. The transcript has a single exon. Bases 334 to 1281 code for a protein of 315 amino acids.
CUGGGGUCCGGGGAGCGGUGUUGACUUUGUCCGCGGAUGUGUCUUGCUUAGCGGACAAAGACAGCUCCGCAGGACUAUCAUUCGACGGCGUUGAGUUAUUUCCCAAUGGCCUCACAAGCAACACAGGAUGAGCCUUUUAAUGCGGCUACUCUGAAUCUCGAUUAGUCUCACGCAGAAUCAUUCGCAAGCUUUCCCCACGUUUGAAAACAUAUCAACACGUGCAUCCCUCUAACGAUAGCCCACGCGCCCUCCUCGGUUUCGGGCUUGAGAGGUGUUUUUCAACUGGCAAGUUUCUCGUCGCCAGGUGGUUGAGUGUCAAGGUAAUAUCUCACCAUGAUCGACACGACAGCCUUGGAAGCUGUUAUCCAGCAACUCCUCCCCUCAAUCAAAUCAUAUAGAGCGGAGUCGGCGACUCCCUUUAUUCUUGGCCUUUCAGGUCUGCAAGGAAGUGGAAAGUCAACAUGGGCUGAGGCUCUUACCAACACAAUCAACGCCAAGUAUGGCAUCAACACAAGGACGCUUUCACUAGACGACCUGUACCACGACCAUGACCAGCUGGUAUCAUUGAGAGAUUCCAACCCCGGAAAUGGCCUCCUCCGCACUCGCGGACAACCCGGAACACAUGAUGAAGACCUAGCGCGACGAUUCUUCGACGAUGUGUCAAACUCACAGUCAAAUCAGACAGACUUAGAGCCCAUCAAGUGGCCGUCCUUCGACAAAAGUCUGUUCAGUGGUGAGGGCGGCAGAGCCUCGGAGUCACAGUGGGACAGCGUGCCCAGAAAUCCACCUCUGGAGGUUCUUAUUUUCGAAGGUUGGUGCCUUGGUUUCCAACCACUGUCGCCUGAGGAAGUUGAGAAGAAGUGGAAGAAAGCCAAGGAAUCAUCAAUAGCCGCUUCCGAGGACAUUCAGUUAUCCACAACGACACUAGCCAGUCAUAGCCUAGAGCAUCUUCAGCUCAUCAACCGGAACCUGGAAAGGUACUGCGAGAGCUUCAUGGGCCCCUGGCGCUUCGACGCAUUCCUUCACCUCAGCACAGACCAACUAGUCAACGUCUACCACUGGCGUCUGGACCAGGAGAGGGCAUUGCGGGAGAAGAAAGGUGCGGGCAUGACGGAUGCGGAGGUUGUUCGUUUUGUUCAAGGGUACAUGCCAGCGUAUGAGCUGUAUCUAGAGAGGUUGACCAACGAGUCUUUCUUCGGACAGCAGGAUGCUGGAAGAAAGGCUCAUGUUCGCGUUAUAUUAGACUCUAAUCGAAAGGUCCUUGGCGUCUCCAAGGCGUAGAAGGCAUUUGCAAGCAUCUGUGUAUUUCAUCUGUCGUCUUAUGUGAUGUUGUGAUCAUGUUCCAGCGUCAUAUCGUCUAUCUCUUUUUCAUCUCCCAGAUCAUCUUGUGCUUAG